ACACAGCGGGGACCCAAGACUGAAAGAACAGCUUGCUAGGCUAUAUUGUGAAAUUAUUAUUAUUAUUAUUAUUACUAUUUUGUUUUUGUUGUAGUUCCAGAAUAGAUAGCUUUGAAACCUUCCUUUUUUCCUCCUAUGACAGAAGGCUUGUGUCACGCCGACCUGGUGCUGAGUUUUGUGUUGGGCUGAGUGAGGGGCAUUAAGUGCUUCUUCCUAUCCUCGAAACAAGACUCCACUAAAUCAGAUCAAAGGGGAAGCCCACAGAGAGACAAUCCCUACCGCUUAACACUGGUUUCUCCAGUGCCAAAUUUGAAACCUUUGAGGACAUUCUCUGCCUUAACCUGGUCUCUCAGAUGAUCUCUGAAUUUUCUUGAAGGGCUCAGCUGUCUUUAAGAAGAUGGGAAAUUCUUAUGCUGGCCAGCUGAAGACCACCCGUUUUGAAGAAGUUUUACAUAAUUCCAUUGAGGCCUCACUGCGGUCCAACAACUUGGUUCCCAGGCCAAUUUUUUCCCAGUUAUACUUAGAAGCUGAGCAACAGCUUUCAUCCCUAGAAGCAGGCAGCAGGGGGGACAAUGAGGAAGAAGAGGAAGAGGAAGAGGAAGGACUGGAGUCAAGUAGCCCCCUUAACCCUUAUCAGAUGCACCCUCCUCCUGAAGGAUGCUGUACCACAGAUGGCUUUUGCCAAGCGGGAAAAGACUUGCGACUAGUAUCCAUUUCUAAUGAGCCAAUUGAAGUACCUUCAGGCUUCCUCCUUGUUGGGGCAAAGUCUCCCAAUCUUCCAGACCACCUUCUUGUUUGUGCUGUUGAUAAAAGAUUCUUACCAGAUGAUAAUGGGCACAAUGCCCUGCUGGGUUUCUCCGGGAAUUGUGUUGGCUGUGGAAAGAAAGGAUUCUGUUACUUCACUGAAUUUUCCAAUCACAUAAAUCUUAAAUUGACCACCCAGCCGAAGAAACAGAAACACUUAAAGUAUUAUCUGGUUCGGAAUGCACAUGGAACUCUCAUGAAAGGCCCUUUAAUCUGCUGGAGGGGCUCAGAGCUUCGAAGCAGGCAGACCUCCUCAAGCACUUGUUCCAGUUCACUGUUCCAAGCUCCAGAGAGUUCAGUCCCCCCAGCUGCCUUCACAAGUGAGCAAGUUCUAGUAGCAAAUCCAAAUGUUCUGAUGGGAAAUCAAUUGACAGGCACCACAUCUGAUUAUCCUCUUCAGAUGUCAGCAAUGAGCCCAGCUGUUUUCAAUGGGAAAGAUUCACCGAAACAUCAACAGUUAGUGAAAAACAAUUUGUCAGUUCCAACAAGACCCUCCGUACUAGGCACUUUAACCAACUCAGGCCCUCCCAAAAAACGCCACAAAGGGUGGUCUCCAGAGUCUCCAUCAGCUCUAGACCCCUGCUACACACAGACAAGUGCACAUAGAAUGAAAACUGAUAGUGCAGGAGUAUCCUGUCUGCCUCAGGCAGGUUUGGUGGGACCUGCUACAAUCUCGUCUCCUGUGGUAGCAGCUGGAGAACCAGUUUCUGUUCCUGAUAAUUUACUGAAAAUAUGCAAGGCCAAACCUGUUAUAUUUAAAGGUCAUGGGAACUUCCCUUACCUCUGUGGCAACCUUAGCGAUGUCAUAGUAAGCUCCCUUUUGUAUACUUGCUACCAGAAUUCUCAGUCUAUAUCUCGAGCUUAUGAACAAUAUGGUGCUUCCACAAUACAACCCAUAUCAGAGGAAAUGCAGCUUUUACUGACAGUCUAUUAUCUCGUUCAGCUUGCUUCAGACCAGGUUCCUCUGAUUGAAGAUCUGGAACAGAUUCUUAUGCGUUCCUGGAGGGAGUCCCAUCUGACAGAGAUCCGCCAGUAUCAGCAAGCUGCACCACAGCCUUUCCCUCAAGUUCCUAGUCACAUUGCUCCUGUCACAUCUGCCCAGCUUCCGUGGCUGGCUGGCUUGGCUGCCAGUUCUUGCAAUGACAGUGUUCAUAUUAUUGAAUGUAGUUACUCUUUGGCUGAGGGACUUUCAGAGAUGUUCAAGCUACUCAUUGAAGGGAAACUUGUAAAAACUAACUAUGUUGUCAUCAUCUGUGCAUGUAGGAAUACGCCAAUUGAUUCUUGCAUUGCAGUUACAGGAAAAUAUCAGGCCCGGAUUCUCUCUGAAAGCCUCCUCAGCCCUGCAGAGUACCAGAAAGAAGUAAAUUAUGAACUUAUGACUGGGAAAGUAGAAUCUUUGGGGGCCUUUUUUAGCACUCUUUGUCCAGAGGGUGAUAUUGAUAUUUUGUUGGACAAGUUUUAUCAAGAAAACCAAAAUCACAUUUCUUCCUCACUGAAUACAUCAGUAAAUAAACCAGCAGCCCUGGAUGCCAGUGGGACACCAUUGUGCACAAGCUAUGGUCUUGAACGGCAUCAGAUUCGUCCCUUGCAAUUAGCUGUGGCCCAGAAGCUCCUCUCUCAUGUCUGUUCAAUUGCUGACUCCAGCACUCAGAAUUUGGAUUUAGGCUCCUUUGAAAAAGUGGAUUUUCUGAUCUGUGUACCACCCUCAGAAGUGACUUAUCAACAGACCUUGUUUCAUCUUUGGCAUUCAGGAGUUUUGCUAGAACUUGGCCUGGAAAAGGAACAUGUGACUAAGCAGAGAGUAGAACAGUAUGUAGUGAAGCUGGAUGCAGAGGCCCAAACCAAAUUUAAGGUUUUUCUGCAAAACUCUCUUCAAAACCCUCAUACACUGUUUGUUCUAAUCCACGACCAUGCACAUUGGGAUCUUGUGAGUGCCGUUCAUAAUCUCUAUCCUCAAACUGAGCCAGCAGUAGGACUUGUUGAUCGACUACUCAACUGUAGAGAAGUGAAGGAGGCACCCAACAUUGUUACCCUCCAUGUAACCUCCUUCCCAUAUGCUUUACAGACUCAGCACACCCUGAUUAGCCCUUACAAUGAGAUCCACUGGCCUGCUUCCUACAGUAAUGGAAUGGACUUAUAUCAGGAAAACAAAAAAUACUUUGGACUCUCAGAAUUUAUUGAAUCUACUCUUUCUGGACAUAGCCUCCCUUUGCUCCGAUAUGAUAGCUCUUUUGAAGCAAUGGUCAUGGCAUUAGGAAAAAGGUUUCCCAGAUUGCAUAGUGCGGUGAUAAGAACCUUUGUCCUUGUUCAACAUUAUUCUGCAGCAAUGAUGGCUGUUAGUGGCCUGUCGCAGAUGAAGAACUACACAUCUGUGGAGACUCUGGAGAUCACCCAGAAUCUAAUCAACUCUUCUAAGCAGUGUGCCUGUGGGCAUGGGCUCAUGGUUGUGCUUCGUAUUCCUUGCAUCCCCUUGGCUGCUGUCGCAUAUGAGCGGCUCUAUCAUGUAAGGGAAAGACUAGCCCUAGAAGAUCACUUUGAGAUCAUUUUGGGGAACCCAAAUUCUACCAUCACCAUUGGGAAACACUUUGUGGAACAAUUAAAGGUGUGGCAGAAAAUUGAAGAUGCAGAGUGGAGGCCUCAGACUUAUCUUGAGUUAGAGGGGCUGCCUUGUAUACUAAUAUUUAGUGGAAUGGAUCCUCAUGGAGAAUCCUUGCCAAGGUCUUUAAGGUACUGUGACCUGCGUUUAAUAAACUCAUCCUGUUUGAUGAGAACAACCUUAGAGCAAGAGCUUGGCUUGGCAGCCUAUUUUGUGAGUUCUGAAGUCCCCAUGGAGAAAGUGACUGUAGGCGAGGUCUUGGAAAGUGACCCGGAGAAGCUGAGCAGUACAGAUAAUGAAGAUGAAGAGAUUGUGACUGAAGGUUCUGUGUCUGAGAAAAGAAGUCCUGUCAAAAGGGAAAGAUCAUGCUCUCAUGAUUCUGCAUCGUCAUCUCUUUCCUCAAAAACUUCAAGUCUGGCCUUUUGCAAUGAAUCAUCUCCACCACUAGUGUCAUUGGGUGAGAGGGCCAGAUCCCCGCAUCCUCCUCUCAAUAGUGUGAUGGAAGAAGGUGCCGCUAGCUGUGAGAAGCAGAGACAGAGAGUAAGUGAAGGUACUCAGACUACCAUCAGCAGGCACUGCCCUGGGCCAGGAGAGCAAGACAUGUGCCUGAAUCCAAAACCCAACCUUAGAAGUGUCCAGGUUUCAGUCACCUCUUCAUCUUCACCAUAUUCUUCCUCUUCCUCUUCUUCUGCACCGACUUCAAAUGCUUUCAUCUUACAGAGCUCCCAGUGCCCCAUGACCAAAGGAUUGAAGCAACCACCCGUAGUUUUCCUGCCUAAGCUGGUCUAUGACAUGGUUACUUCCACAGACAGCAGUGGCCUUCCUAAGGCAUCUUCCCUCCUGCCCUACCAUUCAGUCAUGUGGGCCAGUUCUUUUCGCCCUCUCUUGAGUAAGAUGAUGACCUGCACAGAACAGUCUCUCUAUUACCGCCAGUGGACUGUCCCCAAACCCAGCCAUAUGGACUACAAUAAUAGAAAUGAGGGCAGAAUGGACAACUUCCACCCCAGGAGACUGCUAUUGAGUGGUCCCCCUCAGAUAGGAAAGACAGGUGCCUAUCUUCAGUUCCUCAGCAUCUUGUCUAGGAUGCUCAUCCGUCUUACAGAAGUUGAUGUCUAUGAUGAAGAAGAGAUCAACAUCAACUUAAGAGAAGAAUCAGGGGGACAUUAUCCUCAGCACAAUGAUGUCUGGCCUGACUUAGAGAUCUUUAAGAAAAUGCCUUUUGACUACAUCAUUCAUGAUCCCAAGUAUGAUGAUGCCAGUAUGAUUUGUUCACGGAACCAGAAAAUAAAAAGUGAUGACAAACCAGCAAUAAGGAAACAUGAGGAUUUGUACGUGCGACGCCAGACAACCCGAAUGAGACUGUCCAAAUAUGCAGCCUAUAACACCUACCACCACUGUGAACAGUGCCAUCAAUACCUGGGCUUUAAUCCGCGCUACCAGCUUUAUGAGUCCACCCUGCACGCCUUUGCCUUCUCUUACUCCAUGCUAGGAGAGGAAAUCCAGCUUCACUUUAUCAUUCCCAAAUCAAAGGAGCACCAUUUUGUCUUCAGCCAACCAGGAGGCCAACUGGAAAGCAUGAGAUUACCACUUGUUACUGAUAAGAACCAAGAAUUUAUAAAAAGUCCUACUUUCACUCCAACUACGGGUCGUCAUGAACAUGGACUCUUUAACUUAUAUCAUGCAAUGGAUGGUGCUAGUCAUUUGCAUGUGUUAGUUGUCAAAGAAUAUGAAAUGGCAAUAUAUAAGAAGUAUUGGCCCAAUCAUAUUAUGCUGGUUCUCCCGAGUAUUUUCAACAGUGCUGGAGUUGGUGCGGCCCAUUUCCUAAUAAAGGAGCUAUCUUACCAUAACCUGGAACUAGAACGGAACAGGCAAGAGGAGUUGGGCAUCAAACCUCAAGAUAUAUGGCCCUUCAUUGUCAUUUCAGACGACUCAUGUGUUAUGUGGAACAUGGUGGACAUUGAUAGUGGGGGAGAAAGGCGGAGUGAUUAUACCUGGUCUGAAAGGAAUGUUUCUUUGAAACACAUCCUACAGCACAUUGAGGCAGCUCCAAAUGUCACUCAUUAUGCCCUAAUCGGGAUGCGGAAAUGGUCGAGUAAAACUCGGAGUGGGGAGGUUCAGGAACCUUUCUCCCGCUGUCAUAUCCAUGACUUUAUUAUCCUCAAUGUGGAUCUGACACAGAAUGUACAGUAUAACCAGAAUCGAUUCACCUGUGAUGACGUUGACUUCAACCUGCGAGUCCACAGUGCUGGCCUCCUUUUGUGCCGAUUUAAUCGCUUCAGUGUUAUGAAGAAGCAAAUUGCUGUUGGGGGCCAUAGGUCCUUCCACAUUAAAUCCAAGGUGUCUGAUAACCUAGUGUCUAUUGCACCUUCUCAAUACAUCUGUGCCCCCGAUAGCAAGCACACUUUCCUUGCGGCUCCUGCCCAGCUUCUACUUGAAAAAUUCCUCCAGUACCACAGCCAUCGUUUCUUCCCUCUGUCAUUGAAGAAUUAUGGCCACCCUGUGCUGUCUGUUGAUUGUUAUCUUAAUCUGGGACCUCAGGUUGCUGUUUGUUAUGUGAGCUCCAGGCCUCAUUCUUUAAAUAUCAGCUGCUCAGAUUUGCUGUUUAGUGGGCUCCUGUUAUAUCUCUGUGACUCCUUUGUGGUUGCUAGCUUUUUGAAAAAGUUUCAUUUUCUGAAAGGUGCCACCUUAUGUGUCAUCUGUCAGGAUCGCAACUCACUCCGUCAGACAGUUGUUCGCCUAGAGUUGGAAGAUGAGUGGCAGUUCAGGCUUCGGGAUGAAUUCCAGACAGCCAAUGCCAAAGAAGACAGGCCACUUUUCUUCCUGACUGGGCGACACAUUUGAAAGAAACAACAGUCCAAUUUUUUCUGGAAGAGCAGAUACUUCAGAGAACCCUCCUGCCAAUAUGACUGAAAGAAGCCAUAGCACAUCAGAGCUAUAAAAAGAUUAUAGAGCUCAUUGGUCUGUUCCACUCAUUUUAUAGGUGGUAGGGCUAACAAUCUAAAUGACUUCAGUGAUUUGUCUUUGGUCACUUGUGACUUGGUAGCUGAGCAGGAAACCCAGGCCUUUAGAAUGCCUAUUUCACAGGGAAGCUUCUGCAAAGGCAAGCUUACAGUCAACAAUAUACCCAUAGAACCAAAGGGAGAGCUUCAGAGCCAGGGGCGAUCUUUGAGAUCCAGCCCAUAUAGCUCAUUUUUACAGAGAGGGAAACAGAGCCCCAGAUAAUAAAGUCUAGGGAAGAAUAUAUAUGAUCCAGGUCUCUGGACUCACAUUCCCCUAUGCUUUUCUCACAACAUACUGCUGAGUUUACUGGGAUGUUUUAGAAUAAUUUCUUUAAGAACAAAGUUUUGACAGUUUACCAUAUUAUCUAUAUGCUUCCAUGAUAGAAAUUUGUUUACACUUUUGGUUGACAUUGUAUAUUUUUAGAUACUUGUUCUUGAAGUGGAAACAUUUUUUCAUAUGUAGAAGGACCAGUUCUGAGGUGUUUCUCUGCCCAUGUUAACACAUGGACCAUAUAUAGAAACUACUGAAAACCACAAAUUCCAAAAAUAUGGAGUACAUCUGAAAACAGAAUCAUUAGAAUAAGAAUUACACAAUCCUAGAAUCCUGGUAUUGAAAGGAACUUACUCCUACUUAGAUCAAUCAACUGAUUGAUCAGCAAGCAUUUAUUAAAGACUUUCUGUGUGUGAGGAAUUGUGCUAAGCACUGAAGAUAGAAAGAUAAGAACGUGGUGUUUGCUCAAAUGGAGCUUAAAUUCUAAAGUGAGACAACAUACAAACAGCUAUGUAGAUAUUUUAUAUAUAUAUAUAUAGUAAUUUCAGAGGGAAGUCAUUAGUAUUGGGGAAGAGGGAGAAAGAGGAGGAAAGAGGAUAUGACUUUUUGUCUAAGGCCAAGGAAUGUGAAUGUCCUUGGAUUGUCUGAAGUUUUUUGUGAUUUAGAAAUCAGAACAAAGUGCCAAAUCAGCCAGCUACUUUUUGAGUAUAUUCAAGCACAUGAUUUAAUUUCUUUUAAAAAUGUUUUAUUAAUGGCUUUUUCUUUUUCAUGUCAACCAUUUCCUAUUAUGCCUCCCUACCACACUGAGUUCUUCCUUUUUAACUAAAAUAAUUAAGCAAAACCAAUUGACAAAGUCAGAUAGUAAAUGAUACCAUUUUGCCUCUGUAGUUUCUUGCCUCACUGCUAAGUGGAGAGAAAUGAGUUUUACUAUUUGUCGUAUGGUUUAAUGUCCUAACAAAGCUCUUUACUCUGGGUGACAUUAGAUUUUCUGUAUAAGAACACCUUAGAGAACUAUCUCUUGGUAAUAGUGAAAAUGAAAGAACAUGGCCUUAAGUACUGUUAAAUAAAUGUGUUCUAGGGAGGAAAUAAUUAUAUAGUGGCUCUCUAAGGGUCCUAUAAAAAUGAGAAUUGAUUUGCAGAGGAGUGAGAAUGAAAUUGUUUAGUCCACUCAAAAAACUCAGAAAUGAUAGAUAAGGACAAGACCCAUGACCAUUUACUUACUAAAAGUUUAUUUUCAAAAUCUUCAUUGAACCUUGACUUUGCUGGCAGGUAAAGUGUAUCAGCUGAAGUAUUUGUGUAAGUGAAAGACUUCUAGAAGCCCAAGUACAGAAUGAGUGGACGCAAAAGAGUACACAGAAUAACCAGAUUCCAGAGGGAUUGUUACUUGAAGCAUCUGAGCCAAAGGUCUUUUUUCAAACACCCCCUUUUUGAUAACAUUGAGGCAGACUGAUGGGCAGUAGUCACUUUCACCUGGCCUAGCCUUGAAGACAUUGAAUGAGAAGUAAGGGAACCAAAGAGAAAUAGCUUUCAAAGAUGGUGUCAAAGAUGGUGUGUUGAUUUUUCUUUUUCCCCUUAAGGAAAAAAAGCCUGUGGGUAUGACAGAUUUGGGUUGAUGUUUACAAAAUUAUUUUAUUAGUAAAUGGUAACCUUGUAUAUUUCAUUAUUCCUAUUUUGGAAUGAAACUUUACUUUCUGUAGUUUUAUUUGUCUUUGUAAAUAGUAUCUCCUGUGCAGCUUUCCCUUACAUUGUAUUAGUUAAUUUAAACUUUUCAAAGGUCUUAAUAUUCAUGUUGGUUCUAGCCUUUACAAAUAAAUCUUGUAAUGCACUUA
Messenger RNA from Monodelphis domestica (gray short-tailed opossum), 8499 nucleotides. RefSeq names its product growth regulating estrogen receptor binding 1 (gene GREB1). Gene Ontology annotation, biological process: multicellular organism development. The record is from RefSeq and is a predicted model, not a curated record. Lineage: Eukaryota; Metazoa; Chordata; Mammalia; Didelphimorphia; Didelphidae.